Molecule: messenger RNA, 2214 nt
Organism: Motacilla alba alba
Lineage: Eukaryota; Metazoa; Chordata; Aves; Passeriformes; Motacillidae
Product: UPF0500 protein C1orf216-like
Exons: 2
Coding region: 146-919 (257 amino acids)
Source: RefSeq, a predicted model, not a curated record
UGCUGCUCCUGCUCCAGCACUGUGAUGUUUCUGUUCCAGAUUGUGCUGACUCACAUUCAAGAAAAUAUGAUACACAGACACAUUGCACUGUAACUCUUUUCCUUCCCCCCAGUAACCUCGAAAGUUUCUGUAGCUAAUGCACUAAAUGGCUGAGAGAGCAACUGUUAUAUCAAGAGAUGAAGAGGAGAUCCAAAACAGCAGUGAUGAUGAAGACAGAUUUCCGACUCAAGUUGCUGUAACAACAUCCCCUGGUUGCUCUGCCAGCCCUUCACUAGACAGCCUUGAUAAAGACAAGGGAAGCUCAACAGUGCCAGAAAGACUGUCUGUCCUCUCCAGCAGGGCAGUGGAUCAGCUAAAAGCCCCAACUGGCCCAGAGAUGGUUUGUGGUGGCCAGGCACAGAGGACAGCCCCUGGGCUGGCUGAGCAUCCUCUGGCAGCUGUAGAUGCAUCCUUAGGUGCCUCCUCAUGCCCUGCAGCAGUUGAUAACCUGCUGCCUGUGGACCUUGCCUCCCUGCGUGCCAAAAGCCCUUGCUGCAAUGGCAAACUGAGUUCAGAGGUGCCACGGGUCCCAAGGGUGCCCGGAGAGGCCAGCGAGGCCCUGCAGGCAGGGGCUGACACGCAGCAGGCAGGGAGCGGCACCGAGAGCAGCAUGGCCUCUUGCAGUUUGGGCCAUGUGAUUUGGAUGAAGGCCACAACAGUAAUGGAGACCUUAGAAAAUAAGAAAAAGGAGGAAAAGGAGAAGUACCGGCUCCAGCUAGCUAUGUACCGGCGGCUCCUGCUGUUGCGCUCCAUCAGGAGUUUGCAUAGGCAGCUGGAGCAGCAGCAGGCCAGGCUGCAGGAAUGCUAUGGCAUGGUGAUAAAUACAAAGAAAGAAGUGUUGAAACACAUUUGUACAACCUCACCCUCACCUUCUCCGUAAUCAUGUUGCUGCCUGCAGAAAUGAGCUUUGCAAUGCCACCCGAGCCGCCAGUAAGCUUGCAUGCCAUACGGGUGGUGUCCUCGUGUACGCCGAGUGGAGAGGAAACAGCAGCAGCAGCAGAACAAGAAGAGAGGAGAGAAGGUACAGCGUUGGCCCCUGAAUUUAUCUGGAGGAAUAAAGAGCAAGGGUGAACCUGUGCAAGAAGCUGGCUCCUGAUGCCCAUUCAAAGCCUCAAGGUGAAAAAGGAUUUUUUUGGCAGAUAGGUUUGUAAAAAGAAAAAAAAUCACCACAAACUGGGAACCUAGUCUGUCACCUGACCCAUGAAGGUGGCUGGAUGCAAAGUUGCUGCCUGCUGAAUAUGUGAUAUGGCACAUCUCCCUUCUACGUUCAGAGCCAACAAAACUAGAACAAAUUAGGGUUUAUUUCUCUGCAAGAAUACCUGAAUUUAAAAAGCCAGGAUAUUUGAAACGCUUAGGCUCAGGCUUGAUUAUAUCUACCUAGCUGCCUGUUUUUCACAAAACUGCAAAGGACACUGUAUGUUUGCAAACUCUACUUGCCUUUAAAAUUUAUUCAGAUUGAUCAGAAAUUAUUGUGGGAAGGUAGGACAGCCAAACAUACACAGGGAAAGAGUGCAAAUGCCUAAGCCUGAUUUCCUCAGGAAAGUAAUGUAAAAACAAGGGCCUUGUAGUCUGACAUUGCAUUGGAAACCCAGGCUGGCAGUGCCAGGGGAAUGUUCAAGGUCUGCACAAUUAUUAAUCUGCUGCUAAUUCCCAGUGGCACUAGCAUCUGCAAAUCAAGCAUAUUUUGUGCCUUACUGCUGUCAUUUAAUGGAAGUUGGUGACAAUUAGCACUUUUUAUCCAGGUGUAUUAGACAUGUGGAAAACCCUGCAGCGCUGUUUCUCCAAUUGCAAGGUUAGGAUGCCUGCAGGGAAUUUGAUGUCAGUAUGCAACAAACACACAGGGAAAAUGAAAACAAAAAGAUGCAACUUUCUUGUAUGCAUUUAAAAGGCAAUGUGAGUCACUAUUAUUGAACAGUAAAUUGAAUAGUUGAAUGUGCUAUUUUAGGAUUGGAAGCAAAAUAUGAUUCAAGAAGAAAAGCUACAGAAAAUUUUCCCAUUCUAGGACUUCAAGGGAUACAGAAAAAUCACUUUUUUUUCCCAAAUAUUUAUUUCUGAUCAUGCCAGCUUUCCUUUCCCCCUGUUGUUUUUCAAUUUUUUAUAUAAUUGAUUAUCUAGAUGAACAAUCAAACAGGUUUUAGUGUGGGGUUUUUUUCUGCAUAAAAAGGCAGGUCUACU